Messenger RNA from Dinoponera quadriceps, 1777 nucleotides. RefSeq names its product sequestosome-1 (gene ref(2)P). The record is from RefSeq and is a predicted model, not a curated record. Gene Ontology annotation, cellular component: aggresome; amphisome. The transcript is spliced from 3 exons. Bases 166 to 1728 code for a protein of 520 amino acids. Gene Ontology annotation, molecular function: protein kinase C binding; zinc ion binding; K63-linked polyubiquitin modification-dependent protein binding. NCBI's taxonomy places the organism in Eukaryota, Metazoa, Arthropoda, Insecta, Hymenoptera, Formicidae. Gene Ontology annotation, biological process: mitophagy; endosome organization; aggrephagy.
GUAGCGCGUCGGCGGUGAAAGCCGACGAUACUCGACACAGCACGAGUGAUACUCGAAGCGAAUACAUCGCCGAUCCGAGACGCUUAUACUGCGCCAUAUUUUCUUUUCCCUUUUCUGUGUGUGCGUGCAAUACAAAGUCGUUGCGAUCCGACGAAAGACGCAACGAUGAACAACAAGCUGAGCUUCAAGGUGUACCUCCUAAACGAGGAGCUGAACAAGCGCAAGGAAGUGCGUAGAUUUUGCCUGGACAUCGGUGUCGCGAGGAACUUCGUAUGCCUGCGGGAAAAGCUGCAGGCCAUUUUCCCGGAGCUGCACGAGAAGAAUUUCACUGUUACCUGGAAAGAUGACGAGGACACUAUCGUGAUAUCGACCAGUGAGGAGCUGGAGAUCGCGCUGGAUGAAAUGAACAAACAUGAGAUGGUCAACAAGUUGUAUGUUGUCCUGCAAAGCGAGAAGGGAGACAUGCCGAACCUGAGAACCGAUAAGAAGCUGCAUCCCGGUGUUAUUUGCGACGUGUGUGAGAACACCAUACGCGGCUUUCGCUUCAAGUGUAUGCAAUGUCCAGAUUACGACCUGUGCACCAGCUGCAUGACGAUCGGUUAUCAUCCCGAGCAUUUCAUGGUACGUAUGACGGAGCCGGUCGAGUGGUCCAGCUAUCACGGCCGUCGUCUGGCACAUCACAUGCGCAAGUUCAUGAAGAAGGCGAGCAGCGGCACAACGUCGCACAACGAUAAGGACGAUGAGACGCGACGAUGCUCGUUCAAGGCCGGCGGUGGCAGCGGCAGCAGCAGGAGGGGCGGAGGCUGUCCUGGGUUAAACGUGACAGGCGGUAAAGUUCACUUUGAUCCAACAUACGUAAACUCGCUGGCGGACUUCGUAAAGAACGUGUGUCUUCCAUCAGAAGAAUCAUGUUACGAGCAGCCGAAGCGGUCUAAGGAGCACCAGAGGGAGCCGUCGACCGAGGCCGCCACCGAGGCGACCGAAGACACGCAGCAGACCAACAGUUUCACUCAGCUGCUGAAGCUGUUCGAGCAAAACGUCUCCCACAUCUCGCAGUUCUUGGAUCCGCUCGGCAUCAACAUCGUCGUCACCUCCGACAACGAGAAUCCCACCAGCAAGCAGCCCGCCGCGAAAACCACAACUCCGCCAACUACCGAGUCCGGCGCACCCUCGCAACCCGACAUCUCCGCAAAGUUCCCCGGCGAGGGGAAGAAAUUGCGCGACGACAACCUGACGGAGUCCGCGAUGACCGCGGCGAAGGCGGCUGCGACAUCGCCGAUGGAAACGGAAAAUCUCGCAGCAACGACCAACGACGUAUCGUCAUCCUCCUCGUCGUCCUCGUCGUCGACGACAUCGUCGCCUCAGGUGACCCAGAAAGUUGGCUUCCGUGAACAAGUGGUCGACGAGCCCGAGUGGACGGUGGUGGGACACGAGACUCCCGACAUCAGCCGCGCACCUUCCAUUUCUUCCCACGGGAACGGAACUGUACCUAAGCAGUCCGCGCCGUCCGCACCUCCAGCAAAACCCGAGGCGGAAUCAGCGCCGAUCUAUCCCCCGUUACCAACAGCACAGGAAUUCUACCAUCGAGACCCCAAGAUCCAACACGCGGUGGAGGCCAUGAUGUCGAUGGGAUUUACCAACCAGGGUGGAUGGCUGACUCAACUGUUGGUUUCCAAGGACGGUGAUAUCAUCAAGGCACUGGACGUUCUGCAGCCCGUACGUCGUUAGAAAAUCAAAGAACGACCGGUACACUUUGAGAGUAGUUCGUACUCGAUAA